Mus pahari (shrew mouse) is the source of this 836-nucleotide messenger RNA. RefSeq names its product ribosomal protein L6 (gene Rpl6). The record is from RefSeq and is a predicted model, not a curated record. The transcript is spliced from 7 exons. The coding region runs from base 54 to 836 and encodes 260 amino acids. Gene Ontology annotation, biological process: cytoplasmic translation; ribosomal large subunit assembly. Gene Ontology annotation, molecular function: structural constituent of ribosome; RNA binding. Lineage: Eukaryota; Metazoa; Chordata; Mammalia; Rodentia; Muridae. Gene Ontology annotation, cellular component: ribosome; cytosolic large ribosomal subunit.
CAUUGCUUAUAGACCGGAAGCCGCUGCCUUAGUUCUCUUUCCCAUCUUGCAAGAUGGCGGGUGAAAAGGCGCCUGAUAAAAAGGAGAAGAAACCUGCAGCCAAGAAGGCUGGCGGUGACGCUGCUGCCUCCCGUCCCCGGGCCGCAGUAGCCAAAAAGGGUCGCCCUAAGGUUAAAAAGCCCAAGAAGCCCAAGCGCCAUUGCAGCCGAAACCCUGUCCUGGUGAGAGGAAUUGGCAGGUACUCCAGGUCUGCUAUGUACUCCAGGAAGGCCUUGUACAAAAGGAAAUACUCCGCUGCCAAGACCAAGGUUGAGAAGAAGAAAAAGGAGAAGGUCCUUGCUACUGUCACCAAAACUGUUGGUGGAGACAAGAACGGUGGCACCCGGGUGGUGAAGCUUCGGAAAAUGCCUAGGUAUUAUCCCACCGAAGAUGUGCCUCGGAAGCUGCUGAGCCAUGGCAAGAAGCCCUUCAGCCAGCACGUGAGAAGGCUGCGCUCCAGCAUCACUCCUGGGACUGUCCUGAUCAUCCUCACAGGGCGCCACCGGGGCAAGAGGGUGGUCUUUUUGAAGCAGCUGGCCAGCGGUUUGCUACUUGUGACUGGACCUCUAGUCAUCAACAGAGUUCCUCUGCGCAGAACACACCAGAAGUUUGUCAUUGCCACCUCUACAAAAGUUGAUAUCAGCGGUGUUAAAAUUACAGAGCGGCGAAAGGCUGAUCAGAAAGCUGUGGACUCGCAGAUUUUGCCAAAGAUUAAAGCUGUUCCUCAGCUCCAGGGCUACCUGCGAUCUCAGUUUUCCCUGACAAACGGGAUGUAUCCUCACAAGCUGGUCUUCUAA